This is a messenger RNA of Nelumbo nucifera (sacred lotus), 1283 nucleotides long. RefSeq names its product calcineurin B-like protein 1. Gene Ontology annotation, molecular function: calcium ion binding; kinase binding. The record is from RefSeq and is a predicted model, not a curated record. NCBI's taxonomy places the organism in Eukaryota, Viridiplantae, Streptophyta, Magnoliopsida, Proteales, Nelumbonaceae. Gene Ontology annotation, biological process: calcium-mediated signaling.
CAUAAUUCGCACCAUGCGUUGUCUAAAAUGAGUUAUUUAAAUCUCUUUCAGUCCUUGCUGUUAGGUGAUUGGUAUUUUGCUUUUGCCUUCUCUUCGGAAUCGGAUACAGGAGCUGAUUUCACGGUCCAUCUAUGAAAAAAUUUUGAGCCGUUCGAUCGAUCACUUCGCAAUAUUUCUUCCGUUACGACUCCUAAACCCUCUCGAGUUUUUUCUCAGUUUCGUCGGAAUCCGGCAUCUCGCCGGCGAACUCUCCGUACUGUUGAGAUGCUUCUUUAGGAAUUACAGUGAAACCUGGGCUUUAUAGUCUGGGAGUGGCCUUUUCUUUGGUAAAUGGGCUGCCUUCAUUCAACAGCUAGAAAGCAGUUUUCAGGUCACGAGGACCCUGUAAUUCUUGCAUCUCAAACAGCUUUCAGUGUCAGUGAAGUUGAGGCACUGUUUGAACUGUUUAAGAGCAUUAGUAGUUCUGUGGUUGACGAUGGGCUAAUAAGUAAGGAGGAGUUUCAAUUGGCUCUUUUUAAGAAUGGAAAGAAGGAGAACCUCUUCGCAGAUCGGAUUUUUUACCUGUUUGAUGUCAAGAAAAAGGGAGUCAUUGAUUUUGGAGACUUUGUACGAGCACUCACUGUUUUCCAUCCUAAUGCUCCACAAGAAGACAAAAUAAACUUUUCAUUCAAGCUUUAUGAUUUAGAUGGCACAGGAUUCAUUGAACGCCAGGAGGUCAAGCAAAUGUUGAUUGCACUUCUCUGUGAAACAGAAAUGAGGUUGGCUGAUGAGACCAUUGAAGCCAUACUUGAUAAGACAUUCUUGGAUGCUGAUGUAAAUCAGGAUGGGAAGAUUGACAUAUCCGAAUGGCAGAGUUUUGUUUCUCGUAACCCAUCAUUGAUGAAAAUUAUGACCCUUCCAUAUCUCCGGGAUAUAACGACAACUUUUCCAAGUUUUGUGUUUAACUCAGAAGUUGACGAGUUUGCUACAUGAGUGCCUACUACCAUCUAUCUAUACUUCAUCUACAGAGAAACUAUGGAUGUUCUUCUGACUCAACUUAGACAAAAGGCUGAGAAUAUUAGUGAUAGAUAAGGUUCAGUCCCACCUAAUCUACCCACUAAGGGUAAAAGAAAAGUCUUUUCUUUUUUGACAUUAGUAAAGGUGCAGAUGUUGUCUUUAUGAGCGUAGGUCACAAUUAACUGACAAGCUAUUUGUGCUAAUUGUCAUCAAUUAAUUAAUUGUAAAGCUAUUUGUGCUAACUGUUCAUAGUUAGUUCUAUCAAUCCAUCUAUUAUUGUUUUCUUA